Molecule: messenger RNA, 5383 nt
Organism: Erinaceus europaeus (western European hedgehog)
Lineage: Eukaryota; Metazoa; Chordata; Mammalia; Eulipotyphla; Erinaceidae
Gene: AKNA
Product: AT-hook transcription factor
Exons: 22
Coding region: 296-4561 (1421 amino acids)
Biological process (GO): epithelial to mesenchymal transition; neuroblast division in subventricular zone; neuroblast delamination
Cellular component (GO): centrosome
Source: RefSeq, a predicted model, not a curated record
AGGGCGCCCGGGGUGGUCCUGGGCUGGACGCGGGCUGUUGGGGCUGGGGGCGGGGCCCGGGUCGCUGUGGUGACGGGGAGGUGGGACUUCUCCGCGCUGGGAUUUGUGUGAGACUUGCUCACCCGGCAACAGGGCGCGGAGCCCGGCGACUGCGGCCGCGCGCGCUCCCCGGACGCCCAACGCCAUAGCAGGAUGACUGGAGCUGAAAGGAGUGUACCGUGACUUUGUACCCACAGCUGCCACGGCAGCAUCUCCUGGAGAUGAAGCGGCCCAGGUGAAGCCCAGGCCAGGCCUGAUGGCCAGCUCAGGCACAGAUGCCCACUGGGCUGAGUCAGGCCUGGGCCAGGGGCCACGGCGGCGGCGCUGGGCCUGGGUAGACGAGGAGCAGGAUGCUGAUGAGAAUGAUACCUGGGCAGAAGACAGGCCCCUUCCUGGUGCCUCCAGCCCCGAGCUGCUAGAGGACUUCCGCCUGGCCCAGCAGCGCCUGCAGCCACAGGGCUGGGGCCCAGACCCUCCAGCAGGAGACCAGUCCGAAGAGUCUGUGGAGGAGGAGUUUGAAGCAGAGGAAGAGGAUAGCCCAGAGAGUUCCAGCUUGCCUCUCAACUGGCUGCCACAGAGUCUUUGCCCAGAUGUGACUGAGGUGGAGCCAGAUGAAGCCCUUGGAGUUCCUGAGGUUGAAGAAACUGAAGAGAGCUCUCCACAGUUGGACUGUAAGACCAGCCUCAAUGUGGGAACCAAAGACACCAGUCCUGUGGCCCUGGAGUGGGAUCAUCCCUUGGACAGGCUGGCUUCUGAUAAACAGACUGGUGGAGACAAACUUCAAGAAUGUUCUGAGGUGAACCCAACUGUUGACCUCAGCUCUGCAAGGUCCUGGGGUAGUGGUACCAUGAGCCUUGACUCUACCUGGGAAGAAGAGAACCAUGGCCCUCAAUCUACUGCCCCAGCAGAAGCUUUAUCACCAAGUCCCAGCCAACAGAUCCUAAACUUGGACAAUAGAACUAGAGGCAACGUUGCUCUGACAACCCCCACAGAAUUCCAGGACUCCUCAACACUUGAAGCCCAGAGCCUCCAGAGCCCUAAAGAUAGAUGGAGGAGAGAAGUCACCAACAGACUUUCUUUCCCUCAGCCCAGGGGCCAAGCCUGGAGGCAGAAUCAGACAUCACCUAAGCUGCUCCCUUCCCGUUUCACUGUCUCCCUCAGCACCCCCAGUCCUUCUCCCAGGCCAGUGCGUAAGGACACACUGCCAGCAAGGGAGGUAACCACUGUGACUGGCCACUCAUCUUCUGAUACUGCCAAGUAUGGCCAGGGACGCUUGAACCACCCACUUCCUGACUUAUCCAAGGUGGGGCCCCGGGUGAGGUUCCCCAAAAAUGAGAGCUACCAUCCCCCCAAAUCCAGGAGCCACAGCAAACUGCCUCAGGACUCUGCCAGGCCACUAAUCUUCAAGUCGCCUGCAGAGAUUGUACGAGAGGUACUACUGAGCAGUGGAGAAGGCUGCCUGGGAAAGGAAAUGCCUUCUACCCACCCCAUAACCAGGGUACCUCAAGAAUUUCAGACACCUGAACAAGCCACCAAAUUGGUCCAUCAGCUCCAGGAGGACUACCACAAACUCCUCACCAAGUACGCUGAAGCCGAGAACACCAUUGACCAGCUGCGCCUCGGGGCCAAGGUGAACCUGUACUCUGACCCGCCCCAAGCCAACCACAGCAUCCACAUGGGCACGAUGCCCCAGGCGACCAAGGUCUUGUCCUUCACCGUUGCACAGCCCCAUUCUGUGCAGAGGUGGCCCAGCUCGGCUGAGGCUCCACAAGUCUCUGAGGCCUCGGGAUGGGCAUCAGUUGAAGGAAACCCAAGGCCCUCCUCAUCCUCCAGUAUGCCAAGCCCAAAGCGGCUCCCAGAGCACGAGAACAUUGCCAGAGGCCAACCCUGGGAGGAGCAGACACAGAUGCUGGCUGCUCGGGCCAGCUGGUUCCUGGCCAAGGUGAAGUCCUUUGCUGACCUCAUGCAGGCAGGACAGCUCAUGCCCCAGGACCAACUCAAGGGCUUCCAGUGGCUAAAGGCUGCCCAUGAGGGCCUGGAAGAGGAGUACCUGAAGGCGUGCAGGGAGCAGCACCUGAACCAGAGGGCAGCUGGCUCCAGUAAGACGUCUGGGAGAUUUGAUCCCAGCAGGGAACUAGAAGCAGAGAUCUUCCAGCUGGGAAUUCGCCUGGAUGAACUGAAGGACCUCAUGGAUCAGAACCAGCAGGUGCCUGAGCAAGCUGGGUCAGACCCGCCUCUGGAUAGCCCCCCAGUCACACCCAGCCCCCACCAGCCUAUACAGCUGGCCGCUCCUUCUGGACAGACCCCUGUGCCAGCUACCCAGAUCCUCGGCCCCAAGCCCGACGCCACUAGCACUGGCCCAUGCCAGCCCCAUGCCCAUCUGGAGUUGAGCACUGCCAGCAGCAAGACAGAGGACAGGCCCCUGGACCUCCCAACGCCGCUCAGGAACAAGGAGAGGCAAAUGGAGCAAGACUUCCAUGGCCUCUUGGAGCAGUACCUCAGUGUGAAGUCCCUCCCGGAAGCCCUGAGAAUGGAGGAGGAGGAGGGGUUGGUGGUGGCAACAGAAAAGGAGGAGGAAGAGGAACAGAAUCAGGCCUGCAUCUUGGAAGUUGAUGGGUUAUCUCCUGCUCCAGGGAAAGCAGAACCCACCACACUCCCCCUGGUGCAGGCUGAGAGGAGUCACAAGGCCCCUCCUGAGGAGCCCAUGGAACAAAGAGGGACUGAGCAGCCAGCAGACUUCCUUGCAUCCAGCACCAGAGAUGGGCAUUUGCCAGGCCUGGGCAUGGCCAGGAAGGAUCCUCCAGGCCCUGGAAGGCCACCCCUAUCUCGAGGCGCCAAGUCCGCAGGGUCUCACGAGAGCAGUCUGACCAGCUUGGAGGGGAGCGGCGUCUCUGAGCACCUUACACAGAAGUCUCUGUGCCAAAGCAGCGGGCUUCACCUAGAGGAGUCCUGGAUGGUUUCCCCAGAGACAGACAGCGGCUUUGUGGGCUCGGAAACCAGCAGAGUGUCACCCUUCACUCAGACCCCAGAGCACCGGCUCUCCCACAUCAGUGUGCCAGAGACAUCAGCCCAGCUUUUCUCUGCAUCUUUGCCUCGGGAUGGAGCGUCCCACCUCCAGAUCCAGGGUCCUCGGGUCCCCAGAAGAGCCCCUGGACCCAGCCUACCCAGGAACCAACUCCACAGGCACCUCUCGAGUCAGAACAGCGCUCUGAAGCAAAGGGCACCCAGCUACUCCCUGGAGCGGGUGCUGGCUGCCAAGAGGGCAGCUCCUGGUUCAGAGUGCAAAGGGAAAACUCAGCUUUCUGAACAACUUCCCCCCAGCACAACAAUUGCCUCACCCCCCACCCCGGCCCCUGAAGUUCUUCCCCAUGGACGCACGGAGACCAACACUGCCUUCCUCCUCACCAGGAUGGGGCGAGAUCAGGCCAUCCACGAGCUGCAGGAGGAAGUGUCCCGGCUACGCCUGCAGCUGGAGGACAGUGUGCACCGCUCCCCUCAGUGCAGCCCCAUGCACCCCACAUCCACCCACAUCACCAGGGUUCAGGACCAGCCACCAGACUCCUCAGCUGCCUGGGGUGCCCACUAUGGAAGUAAAUCCACAGAGAGAUUGUCUUGUGAACCUGGAGGUACAGAGCAAGCUGUCCCUGCAGUAAGACGGCGAGCCAGGUCCUCCUCGGUACCCCGGGAAGUGCCUCGACUGUCUCUGAGUUCUGAAUCUGAGCCAGCUUCCCCCAGGCUAUUCUCUGAGAAGAGCAAGAGUGCUGAGGACCAUGUGCAGGCAACUCAGGAUGGAGCUAGAGGAGUGGGCAGCACCAGACGGCAGGACAGGGUCACCUUCCGGGGCCAGUAUACAGGCCAGGAGUACCAUGUCCUGACUCCCAGGGAUGUCCCUAGAGGCAGCAGAACAGUCUCCUGCCCCCAUUGCCAACCAGGUCAGACCCAGGAUGCAGGUGGCACUGUCUCCAGGGACCCACUGGGACUAUCUCUCACUGCUCUCCGGAGAUGUCCUGUGUGCAGUCAGGCUGGGUCUUCUGCAGAGGGGCAUGGCCCAGACUCAGUCCCCUCUGGGCCAGAAAAAGCUGCCACUAGGAGAAAUGCACCUUCAACCUCCAGCUCCAAGCAGAGGAGCCAACAGGCAGGAUCACCACAGCGACCACCCCCUGGUCUGUGGUAUCUGGCAGCCACCCCCCCAGCACCUGUCCCACCAGCCUUUGCCUACGUUUCCUCGGUUCCAGUCCUGCCUUAUCCAUCAGCCACUGUGUACUAUGCUCCUCUGGGAACUACCUCAGCCUCUGCAGCCCAACCAGCUGCCAACCAGCCCUCUACAGCCUCCUCCCAGCCAACCCAAGGACACCAGCAUUCCAUCCAGCUCGAUCUGGAAGACCUAGAGGAACUCAACAAGGCCCUGAGCAGAGCCGUCCAGGCUGCUCAGAGCAUCCGCUCCACCACCAAGCAGAUGAGCCGCUCCCUGUCAGCUGACCUGCGCCAGGCCCGCAGCCUCCGAGGCUCCUGCCUCUUCUGACUCCCCUCGAGGUUCAGAGAUGAAUGUUGGUCAGGCUGCCCAUGGUUAUUCCCCAGACCAUGAGUUAGCAGGAGUCACUCCUGAAGGCUCUGGUGGACCCCUAUGAGGAGGUCCUUCUCAGACUCUAUUUUCAAAAUGGAGGGCUAUCUUGGUUUUCAUAGGAAGGAAGCCCAGGUAGCAGGGCCUGAAGAAAACAUUGAGGCCAAGCCAGACAGACUCUGGGAGUCACUUCUUUUGGGCCUCCACUUAGCCACUUCUGGUUAAUAAUCUGUAUUUUAUAUACAAAUGGACUGAUAUAUAUAUUCUUAAACUGAGUUUUCCUGGUCUUGAAUUCUCCUUCAGAGACCAGUUUAAAGGGAAAGGGUCAAGGUCUUAGACUCAACUCUGUCUACCUACCCACAGCCAGCCAUUCUGAGUAGGACUCUCUGGGAAUGACUUGUCUGGGGACCUUUCUCCUGGUGGUCAAUGGAGCAUUCUGAGACCACUGGGAUCUUAGAUAUUGGGACCCCUAGUUUCUCCAUGGUGGGAGAGGCCUUUCCCAUGGAGACCCCUGCAAACCCUCGGUACCUCACCCCAAACCCCCUCAACUCCCUUUGGGGGCUCUGUGGACCAUGGUGAGUGGCUAGCUACCUGCCAGCCCCCCAACCCCUGCUCCUCCUCCCUGUAGCAGCUCGGACCUCAGCAUUUCUGGAUUGUGUGUGCAUCCGUGAUAUUUGUAUAUUUGAAGCAUUUAAGAGUCUAUUUUCGUUAUGAGAACAAAUGAAGAAUGAAUAUUGAUCUUAAAUAAAAAUAAGAAAGCCCCACUAAACUUUCUCAAAGCUG